AUGUCUCCAGAUGAUUCUGGUGAAUUAGAUCCUUCCAAAAUUAUAGACCAAUACAUUGUUGAGCAGAACCUCAUAGAUUCUUUUGCAAGAAGGGUCAUGGAAAAGAUCAAGACCAAGCUUAGAAUUGGAAAAAUCAGAAGGAAGAGUGUGACAAGGAAGACAAUCAAGACGGAUCACACAGUAGCACAUCAUUGUCUCAUAGCUGACUACUUCAGUGAAGACCCUCUUUACCCUGAGAGCAUGUUCCGUACAAGAUUUCGUAUGGGAAGACCCCUUUUUCUUCGCAUAGUGAGUGCCCUUGGAAGGUGGUCUCCUUACUUUACACUAAAGGUAGAUUGCAGUGGUCGCCAAGGGCUCUCACCUUUACAGAAGUGCACAACUACAAUGCGCAUGCUAGCGUAUGGCAGCCCUGCUGAUAGCCUAGAUGAGUACCUUAAGAUUGGCAAGAGCACGUCCUUGCAGUGCUUGGAUAUGUUUGCACGAGGGGUGAUUGAAGUAUUUGGUUCAGAGUAUUUGCGACGUCCCACAUAUGAGGAUGUGGAGCGUAUACUUCAAGUUAAUGAGUCUAGGGGCUUCCCUGGGAUGCUAGGCAGUAUUGAUUGCAUGCAUUGGAGGUGGGAAAAAUGCCCAACAGCAUGGAGAGGGCAGUUUACCCGCGGUGACUAUGGAGUGCCAACAAUUAUCCUCGAAGCGGUUGCUACUCGUGACCUCCGCAUAUGGCAUGCUUUCUUCGGUGUCGCGGGGUCAAAUAAUGACAUCAAUGUGCUGAACCAAUCCCCACUAUUUCUUGAUGUGCUGAAAGGGGAAGCUCCUAGAGUAAAGUUUUCUGUCAAUGGUAAUGAGUAUAACACAGGAUACUACCUUGCUGAUGGAAUAUAUCCAGAAUGGGCUACCUUUGUGAAGUCAAUAGCUGCUCCACAAACAGGGAAGCACAAGCUAUAUGCACAGUAUCAAGAAGGGGCAAGGAAAGACGUGGAGUGUGCAUUUGGGGUCCUGCAGUCCCAUUUCAAUAUUGUGCGCCACCCAGCACGGUCAUGGAAACGGAAGAGUGUUGGGAGAAUCAUGAAAGCUUGUAUUAUUCUCCAUAAUAUGAUAGUUGAAAAUGAAAGAGGGGGGGGUUAAAAUUCCUAUUGAUCUGAAUGUGGACCCUGGAGCAUCGGUUGCUCUUCCUCCUGAAGUAACUACUGGGCACAA
Oryza sativa Japonica Group (Japanese rice) is the source of this 1194-nucleotide messenger RNA. RefSeq lists its product as uncharacterized. NCBI's taxonomy places the organism in Eukaryota, Viridiplantae, Streptophyta, Magnoliopsida, Poales, Poaceae. The record is from RefSeq and is a predicted model, not a curated record.